AUGACAAUAUUACCAAUAACAUUGCUAAUUCUUGUAAUCCCACUCCCAUCCAUGGGAUGUCCUUUCGAUAUAUCAUGUACACAUGAUAACAACAUGAUUCUUCAACUACCUUCUAUAAAACUCCUCGUUCAUGAAAUUGACCACACAUCGCGAGUAUUAAAAGCAAGCGAUCCUGAAAAUUGUCUUCCACGCCUCUUUUUUCACCACAACUUCUCAUCAUUAAUUUUUCCUUUUCGGAUAUAUUCGAAAGGAGGGAAAUUUAUCAAUAUUAGUUUCUUUCAUUGUUCUCCAUUAGAACAAGGUUUUCGAGGGACAUACUAUAGUGAACUGCUCGACAAAGUUUAUUGUCCAAUUUAUAUGGCAGGAUUUGACGGGGAUAUGGUUUUUUUAAACCUUCUUUCCUGCACCAAACUGUCUCCACGAGGUUGGCCGCCCCUUUUUCUUACACAAGAGUCUUUGUAUAAUAUACAAGAAAACUCAAUUUCACUCUCAUGGUUGGAAACAAAUUUUGACAAAGGAUGCUUUGAAUGUAAGCACAAAACAAAGAAGAUUAUUUUAUUCUCUGCAGGUGUAAUUAUUUGUUCAGCGGUACUUGUUCUUUUAAUAGGUGGAGUUUUUCAAAUAUAUCACUAUUUUAAAAUGAAAGACGAAGAUUAUGCAAGAAUUGAAAACUUUUUGAAGGACUACAAAGCUUUAAAGCCAACUAGAUUUUCCUACGCCGAUAUAAAAAGAAUCACAAAUAAAUUUAAAGAUAAGUUAGGUGAAGGGGCUCAUGGAAUUGUUUAUAAAGGUAAGUUGUCAAACCAGAUUCAGGUUGCCGUAAAAAUGCUUAAUAAUGCAGAAGGAGAUGGAAAUGACUUCAUAAAUGAAGUGGGAACCAUGGGCAAAAUCCACCACAUCAAUGUAGUUCGUUUGCUUGGCUUUUGUGCAGAUGGAUUUUAUCGUGCUUUAGUAUAUGACUUUUUUCCAAAGGGUUCGUUGAAUAAUUUCAUUUCUCUGCCCAACAACAAAGAUGAUUUUCUUGGAUGGGAUAAGUUGCAACAAAUUGCUCUAGGCAUAGCAAAUGGUAUUGAGUAUCUUCACCAAGGCUGUGAACAAAGAAUUCUACACUUUGAUAUCAAUCCUCAUAAUGUUAUGCUAGAUGAAAAUUUCACUCCAAAGAUUACAGAUUUUGGUUUGGCUAAGAUGUGUUCAAAAAAUCAAAGUGUUGUGUCUAUGACUGCAGCUAAAGGAACAUUAGGCUACAUGGCACCUGAAGUUUUUUCUCGAAACUUUGGAGAUGUCUCUUAUAAGUCUGAUAUAUACAGUUACGGUAUGUUAUUGUUGGAGAUGGUCGGGGGAAGAAAGAGUACAAAAAAAUCUGAUGAUGAAGAAAAUAUUCAGAUUAUGUAUCCAGAAUGGAUCCAUAAUUUGCUUGAAGGAGGAGAUACACAAAUCUCUAUCGAUGAAGAUGGUGAUUUUACAAUUGCAAAAAAAAUGGCAACGGUAGGACUUUGGUGUAUCCAAUGGCACCCUUUGCAUCGUCCGACAAUGAAAACUGUAAUACAAAUGCUUCAAGGAGAAGGGGACAAAUUAAAAGUACCAAUCAACCCUUUCGGACCUACAGCUUCAACUAAUACAAUUGCUAAUACUGUUGUAAAACGUCUGAAUUUGGAGUUGGACGUAAUUCAAGAAUUAGAUUAG
Lathyrus sativus (Indian pea) is the source of this 1683-nucleotide messenger RNA. Lineage: Eukaryota; Viridiplantae; Streptophyta; Magnoliopsida; Fabales; Fabaceae. The record is from the annotation of a GenBank genome assembly.